Cucurbita moschata (crookneck pumpkin) is the source of this 862-nucleotide messenger RNA. RefSeq names its product protein yippee-like At4g27745. Bases 318 to 638 code for a protein of 106 amino acids. The transcript has 4 exons. The record is from RefSeq and is a predicted model, not a curated record. Lineage: Eukaryota; Viridiplantae; Streptophyta; Magnoliopsida; Cucurbitales; Cucurbitaceae.
UUCAUUGUUCUUCCUCUUACGCUUCCCAAAUUCAACUUCUCCUUCAUUUUCUCUGUUAAUUAAUCCCAAAUUCCUUUUCACAGUCUCCAAGCUAAGAAUGAUUUCCAUUUCUCUCUCUUCAAUUUGUAUUUAUCUUUGCUUUAAUCGCUCAUACCUCAUCAACUUUCUUCCAUAAUUUUCACUAAAAUAAUAAUUUCCGGCACAAUCAGGUUUCUAGGUCACCAUUGAAAUCAUUAUAGUCUAGGUGUUUGAUUUAAUGCUUGGGGCUUGAUGGUUGUGUAGGAGGAGAGGCGUCUUGAGCUCAAUCUUCUUGAUCAAUGGCUGAACUAUUGGGGCCACGUUUGUAUAGUUGCUGUAAUUGUAGAAACCAUGUUGCCCUCCAUGAUGAUAUAAUUUCUAAAGCUUUUCAGGGAAGACAUGGGCGUGCUUUUCUGUUCUCUCAUGCUAUGAACUUCACAGUGGGACCAAAAGAAGACCGGCAUCUCAUGACGGGUCUCCACACUGUUGCUGAUGUGCAUUGUGUUGACUGCCGUGAGGUGCUGGGGUGGAAGUAUGAGAGGGCCUAUGAGGCAUCACAGAAGUAUAAAGAAGGGAAGUUCAUUCUUGAAAAAUCAAAAAUCGUUCGGGACAACUGGUAACGUCCUGUGGAUCUUGUUGAAUGCAUUGAUUCUUAUUUUGAUGUAAGUUUAUUGAUUCUUCGUGAUGUUAUCUUGUAUAUAAAGUUAUCAUCGUUCUUGUUCUUGUUCUUGUUUCCUGUUGCUCUUGUAUAUAGUAUAUAUCUGUAAGCUCUGAACUUGACUGGAUAUCAUUGUAUCUUCAAUGCUCACCAUCUGUGUUAAUGAAAUUGUGGUGCUUAAAGUAA